Pseudogymnoascus destructans is the source of this 1443-nucleotide messenger RNA. RefSeq lists its product as uncharacterized. The record is from RefSeq and is a predicted model, not a curated record. Lineage: Eukaryota; Fungi; Ascomycota; Leotiomycetes; Thelebolales; Thelebolaceae. Bases 1 to 1443 code for a protein of 480 amino acids. The transcript has a single exon.
AUGAGCUUUGGAAGGCUUCCGUUAGAAGUACAACAAAUUCAGAGCAGCAGUCCUCUUCUGGAUAUAUACACUCACGCCCCAGAAGUCUUAAAAUCACGACCACUUUUACAGCACAAGACGUUAGAACUUCCCCAUGGCCACCCAAGCCCAAAGAGAUGGAUAAGUCCAGGAGGAUGGGGGGCGAGACACAUAAAUGACAAUGCUCCAUUUAGUCUUUGGGAUGCGACUACGAGGACAUAUCGCAUGCCCUCGCAAGAAGAGCUCAAGUGGCUCCGUGCAAGAUUUGGCGACGGGGCGAUAUCACAACCCGGAGGCUGGUUUAUGACCAUCGAGACGAUAAACCCUCCGAAGCUUAUACCUCUUACAAUUGGGUGUAUGCCAGUAAUGUUCACUGCCGUCGGAGAAGACCCGCUACCCCUCACGCCUGACAACCAUUAUUCAAACCCACGAAUUCCAGACCCAUGCGCGGAAGUGUCAUGGGAGCCAAUGACGUUCCCAACAGUCAACCAUAAUGUUUCCAUUCUUGAGGCCCUUCAGCCCAUCGCCAACGUUUGCUCAAUAAUAUACAUGCCGUACUGGACGAUCGUUGAGCUGGAAUAUAAUGAUGGCCGAGUUUAUGAAGCAAAAUCUCUACCAGGAACGGUUGGAAAUCGAACGACGCUUUAUCACCACGAGGAGACCCCAUGGCAUAAAAAGAUGAGCCAAAGAACACUAACUCGAACGUUCGAUCCUGCCCAACACCAGUCUGGAGCAUCUAUGGUGACUUCACCACAAGACCGAACAAACUACCUAAAAGAGUUCUCAUUUAUUAGCCCUGGCUGUCGACUAGAAUCAGGAUUCGGCACUGAAGGCUCUCUAUAUGAGAGAGUAAACGCCGGUACAUCAGCUGGAGUUAAGAUCCGGAAUCAUAACGGGACCGAGGUUCUUACGGUUUCACACCAUGGCUUCUUAGGUUCGAAUGAUGUCUUCCAUCCUACAGCGUCAGGGGAGAAGGUUGGGGAAGUGAUCGAUACAAGGCCUGAGCUUGAUAUUAGCCUUGUUAAGCUAACACCCGAGGCAUUAAGGACAUUCAAGAACGACUGUUAUUUCCAGGCAGAGACCCCAAGGGUACUUUUAAACGGGGCUGACAUUAAGCCAGGAAGCUGGGCAGAAGUAGAUGGGAUGUCCUCAGGUCUUAUUUCUCUAAUGGCUUAUGCACCAAAGUUCAUCAAGCCAAAGCGUCCUCCUGGGCAUCCUGACAUAAAAUACCGCCAUUGGAAGGUUGACACAGUCAGUGCAGUUUUUGGUGUCGUAAAUGCCAUUAUUUCUGACGGGAUGUGUGGGGCGCCAAUCGUUGAUUGCAAGACAGGUGGUGUACAGGGUUUUUUUCACUUGUCAGAUGGGCUCAACUGCUAUGCUGCCCAUUUGGAUGAUUUAGUUGCAGAAGGAUGGGAAAUUGCUUAG